Molecule: messenger RNA, 4016 nt
Organism: Pungitius pungitius (ninespine stickleback)
Lineage: Eukaryota; Metazoa; Chordata; Actinopteri; Perciformes; Gasterosteidae
Product: cardiomyopathy-associated protein 5
Exons: 2
Coding region: 1368-3692 (774 amino acids)
Cellular component (GO): cytoplasm
Source: RefSeq, a predicted model, not a curated record
AAAGCAACGACGUUAUUACGUCAUCGCCGGGAAAUAAAACAUCCGGCGUGUGAUUCAAAAAGCUGCACCUCAUUUGGCGCAGUCAUCAAACAACCGCCUCAAAGUGUCCCUUUGAGCCAAAAGUAAAGUUGUAUAAAGUUAAACACAUCACGUCCUGCCAUGCAUUAAAAAAAAUGAGAUAUCAGUGAGAAAAACCACCCAUCCCAACAUCCCAGAGAUGAACACGAUAAAUAACAAUACACAAAACAAUACAUUUAUAUUUACAACAAAGUGAGACUGCACACAAACACACCUGAUCUGUUGUUUGACAUCUUGUGGAGAGCUGUUGCAAGGAGCUGCAUAGAAGACCACAGAGCCAUUACGUUCUCCAAUUUGAAUGGGAUUUGAAGACAUUUUACGGCACCGAUUUAUUGAUUGAUUGGGUAAUCAAACCACUCGUUGGUGAUACACGUCCUUAACGUUGCUCUGGCGAUUGAAGCUGUCAGAGUGACAGUCAGCAGGUGACAAUAGGUGCUGUGAUAACUGAAUGAUGCUUCUUGAAUGUAAUAUUACCUGAGCUGAAUGUGCUCAAACACUGUUCGAAGAAGUUCACGUUUCAUACCAGUACAUAUUUUAACCUUUUUGAAAGUGUGCCAGAACCUUUAAUACGAGGACAACUUUUACCCGGAUACGACCUGUUGACUUUAAGUAAAACCCUCCCCGACUCCUCCAGUCUUUCCUUUUCUCGUCUCGCUGGAAGACGGACGCAAACAGGUGCCAGAUUGACAUUUCCGUUGUGUGGUGUCACAGAAAGCGGAUUUUUAAGUACAAAUGGCUGAAGGUUAAAAACUGCACAUUAGCCCAUACAUGUGUAUUAUUAGGUCAACUGUGUUCUAAAUGUAUAUGUAUAUUUGUCUACUCCCUUUUCCUCACUCUCCCUUAAAUUUAAUUGAUUUGAUCCCUUAAAACCACAAAACAACAAGACACCGAUCUGCGUAUGACAGACUUAAGAGACACACUGAUAUUUGAUACAGACCACCAGCAGAACAUAUUUAGACUUGGCUAAAAAAAAAAAAAAAAGAAGUACAUGCUGAUGCAUUUUUGUACAGUUCUGAUUGACCCCAAGCAACAACUAAUUGACCCCGAUUAACCUGUUUAUUGUACAUGUCAAAGGAAAGAGCUCAGCCAGAGCCAACAGAUGACAAAUUAGCCUCCCUUGCAUGCUGCAAAUGCUUCAGAUGAAACACUGGAGGAGCGGGUUUCUAUUUCAAGAUUACGCUGAGCACGAAGACUCAGCUGGAAGACGCCGGGCUCCAAAUGGGAUCGACAGAGCGGCGCUGCGUCGUGGCGAGAAGGACUGAAAGCGGGUUCAUCGAGGCAGCAUAACGAUGGACACCCCGGCAGAAGAUGUGUCGCGGGUGGAUGUGGACGCCGAGAUGAGGGCGAUGACGCCAGAAGAAAUCGCUGUAAAAGACCUCGAGGCCGGCGACGAAGUGGAGACCCUCAGAAACAGCUUACGCGAGGCCGUCCACGACGACAACGUCCGACCCAAGAUGCAAUGCCUGAUGAUGGACUCCUCCUUCUCCAUGGUCACAAUGCAAGGCGAGGACAGCGGGAUCGCGUGGGAGACGACCCCCAGCCGCUGCGCCACGCCGUGGGGGUCCGAGCCCGGAACCCACGGCGCGGACCCCGGCUGCGCCGCACCGGGGUCGGCGCCGGCGGGGAAGAUCAUCUUCAUCAUGGACGAGGAGCUACUUUCGAGACGGAAGAAAAGCAAAGAGAGAGCCGACCGGAAGAGCAAAGCAGCGGGACGGAUAGAGGUCCUCGGGGAAAGCUCCGAGAACGUCUCGGGAAGGCCGGAGUUAGUCGAGGUCUCGCGGCCGAAUGUGAAGCCUGAGGACGGAGACGAGGAGGAGGCCCCCGAUCCCCUGGUGGACAAAGAGCAGCGGCUCUUCAGCCUGGUCUCCGAGGGCUCUGAAAUCCUCAACAUCGUCGUUCCCCCCAAACUGGCAACCGUGGACGAAGAGGAGAGCAAAGAAAUGGUGGACAACCUUUCUUAUCUGGAGGAGAGCGUCGUUCGCAAAGGCGUCGAGGAGGGUGGCGACAGCGAUCCGGGGUUCGCGGGGUCCGGUGCGGCGAGAGGGGAUCCGGCCGCGGCCUCCUCUUCCUCCGCGGGCACGAACGUGACGGACCCACCGGGCGCUCCGGUGACCAGGCCCAGGGGCGCCGCCGGCAACGUGGACUACUUCGAGGCGUUUGCCCUGAUUGACGCAGAGGCUCCAGGGAGUCCCGCUGUGGCCGGCGCGCGGGCGGCGCUGGGAGCGGGGGUCGCCCCCGAGACCCGGGACGCCUUGAGUCCUUCACGACCCGAAGGAGACAACGCCGCCCCAACAGCAACAACAGCAACUGUGGAUGACGACAUGUCGGACACAGUGAGUCUGGCGGAAAUCACCAGCGAGCUUCUGGACGAGGUCUUCUACGGCGGUACGGGCAGCUUCUCCAUGAAACCUGUGGACAAAGACGACGGACGCGGCGCGCCUUCAAGGUUCCCCUCGAAACCCAGCGGCUCCACUUUGUUCGGAAGCCAAGAGGACGUACUGACUCCGAUAUUCCUGCCGGACGGACCUCCCAAGAUCAUCGAUCAGAUUUUGCUGGAGGAGCCCAAAGCCAUGCCUUUCCUCUACACCGACCUGUACGAGGAGGCGGUCGGCAGUCGCAAGAAAGAAGAGGACACGGAAAGCAUGACGUCGGAGAAGUCCUUCCACAGCCGGCAUUCAGACCGGGAAGCCCGGGGAUAUUUAGAGAAAUACGUCCUCAUGGACGACACUCCUGUGCCGGUAGCGGAGCCGUCUGACCAGGACGAAUCUCCGGAGGAAGGUCCUCGGGUACUGGCCCAAGAUUUGUACGACUUUGGCGAUUUGCUCUCCGCGCCUGAAGAGGGUGAGAUGCCAGAUUCCGAGGAGGAAAUCACAGACUUCUUCAGGUCCAGUGCCAACGCGUCUCCGUUGGACGUCGAGCCUUUCCCUCGAUCUCUCGAAGAGGACGAACCCGAAAAAACUGCAAACUUGAAAAAAGGCGCCUCCGUCGCGUUGGAAAACGUGGCUAAAAUCCCGGUGGAUCAGCUCGGCGUCUCAAGCUUUGAGUUUCUCCGGGAGGAACCCGACUGGGGGGGCGCAGAUGAACACCAUGCGGCUACGUACGAAAAAGCGGUCGGCACAGUUCGGGAAGUGCAGGAGCCAGAUUUGGAAACGCCGAAGCCAGUCGCGCCUGCGAGGAGAAAGGUCACGCCCUCUCCCAAGGCGUGUCUGGACCUCACACCUUUGACCCCCGUCGACGUCAUCCCGCCGGAAGAGGCUGGUGGAAAGGAGCACAGGGUGGAGGAGAAAGAGACGGCGUCGCCGGCAGAGGCCGCCAACGAGGGGGACGAAGAGGAAGCGAUGCGGGACAUCGCCAACGUCGCUCUGCUUCAAAGCGCACUGGACGCGAUGGAGACCCCGCAAAGCGAAGGCGUCCGGGACCCGAACCCGGCCGCAGAUCAGGAGAGGGACUCUGGAACUUUAGAGGGAAUGGGGGUGAAUGAGAGGGAAGAGGCUCCGAGACAAACUGAACCGGAAAGAGUAGAUGUUAAGUCGACGGAAUUGGUUCAUCCGGAGAAACGAGGCGGAGGUUCAGCGGAGCCAGCUAAAGACAAAGGACAGUGCGUAAUACUUUAGGUGAGAUUUAGACCGGUUUAAUCUCAGUGGCCUUUCUGAUCAGGUCAUCAUUCGAGUUAUUUAAUAUCCCAGUUUCCUACAAUUCAGUGAGGGAAAAUUCUUUACACUUUAACACGAUCUGAAGAGGGCCAAAUGGGUCAUUUUUAGUUUACCACUUUGCACCUGGCUGUUCUCACCAUCUCAGUGAUCAAAUAUCGAGAAGAGGUGGAUAAUUUCUUUUUUGGGGUUGUUAAUCCAGUCUUUGCGGUUUGAAGGACUGGCGCAUGAAUCCAAGCGUGUUUGAAGGGAAAAGUUUGGGAGUGUGAAUAAAAAAGUGUGUGUGUG